GUUGCAGCUUACACCUGAUUCCUAGACAGGCAAGACGGGUCUUGGCGGCGCUGGCAUGGAAGGAGGUGUAGAGGAGUCUCUGCAUCGCUCCCCCGGGCAGUCGGAGAGAGAACGGCUCGUUUAGCUAGUGCCUUCCUUCCCUCGCAUGUCUGUGGAACCUGGCUCCUCUCUUCAUCUGGUAGCCACCUGUGUCCUGCCAGCCCGCUCCCCACCCCCACGCAUCUUACGUCAUAUCUCUGGAGCAAGAUGCUUGGAAAUUGCAGUGCCUUCUUCUUCCAUAGGCUUCCAGGAAAUGGGCUGCUAAGGAUUUCUUGAGAUCAAGUCAUUUUUAAGAAGUGCGUCUCUUGAAGACCUCUUUGGGCAUGGAUUCAGAGUCCUGUACCCGAGCCUUCUCCCAGGCCCGAGUGUAUCUUGAGCACAUUCGAAACCGGGUUGCAACCGGAGGCGUUGAUGUCCAUGGGACUGGGAAGCGGGACUACCUUGUGGAUGCAGCUAAGCAGAUCCGUUUGGCUUUGGAGCGAGAUGUGAGCGAGGACUACGAAGAGGCAUUCAACCACUACAAAAAUGGCGUGGAUGUGUUGCUCAACGGGGUUCAGGUUGACCCGAAUAAGGAGCGCCGUGAAGCUGUGAAGCGGAAGAUCACCCAGUAUUUGAAACGUGCAGAGGAGAUCUUCAAUUGCCACCUGCAGCGGACUCUGGGGAAUGGAAGUUCCACUGAAACGGGUUACAGCAGCCUUCGCUUUUGGCCAAUUAGGACACUCAGUACGCCCGUGGAGAACCUGAGGCGCUGUAAAGUUGUGGGAAUAAUUGAUAAGGUGCAGAUAGUACAGGACUCAACUACUGGAGGAACCUUUAUACUGAAGAGCCUCCCCAAAUCCCAUGUGGAGACCCGUGAAAGACAGACAAUAAUCCCACAUGGAGUCCCCUUCAUGGCUGAAUUGUUGCGCUACUAUGUCAGUGAGGACUCCAUCUUCCUCCACUUGGAGCAUGUGAAAGGGGGGACCCUCUGGUCCCAUCUUUGCUCACAACCUCACUUUCAGCUCAAACCCACCCAUUGCUCCAAUACAUUGAGUCCUAAGAUCAGCUUGGCUCUGGGGCACACAAAAGAGGAAAGGCUCCUUCGAAACCCACAACAUCCUGUGCCUAGGCAGAGCUGCAACGUCCAUCCUGAGAGCAGUGACAACCAGAUCCCAACUUGUGUAAAUCAUCACCUGUUGAAAAGUGCUACCCAAUCAUUGCCAUGGAAGCAAUCACCUGACUGCAUGCACACGAGAGAAGUGACUGACUGCAGCUGGCGACCUGGUGUUGGCCCACAGGGAGUUACUGGAGGCAAGGAUUCAUGCGUGUCAUACUCUGGUGCUACAGAAUCUAGAUUCAAACCAGCAAAUCAGGGGUGCAGCCACUUGGUCAACCAGGGUCUCAGUUUCCAGUCACAUGACUCAUUGACCACAGUCGAUGAUAUCCACAGCACAAGUGAGAAAGACACCUCUCAGCAGGAACCAAAACUACAAACGGGUGAGAGAUUUAGCCCAUCUUCUACUCCUUUCCUGAAGGCAGCAAGAGCAUGCAACGUGUCAAAAACAGAAGCUCUGGAUUGCCAAAAGCCUAGGCUUGCACGUUCCCCACCAGCUCUCCCAGGUCAAAGGCAGAUGGAUCCAGGAACUCAUCCGCAGAGCUGCUGCAGUCAGGAGAACCAAAGGAGUAUGGCAAAAAUGAGAGAAGAGAGGCACCUUGUGCAAGAAGAGUCAGUUCUUGAUCGUAAACAGCACAAAAACCAGCCAUCACCAGAACAGCGUGGGUCUCCAGCUCACUGGGCUUCCCAAAGGAAUGUCCUUGGAGCCUGGGACAUAAAUGAGGACCAGAUCCGACUCUGGGCAGCAGAACUGCUCUUGGCUUUGGAGGGUCUCCACCAACAGGGAGUACUUUGUCGGGAUCUCAACCCACGAAACCUGCUACUUGAUGCUGCUGGUCACAUCCGUCUCACAUUCUUUGGCCAGUGGACUGAGGUAGAGCCACCGUGUUGGAGCCAAGCCUUGGAAGAUUUGUACAGUGCUCCAGAAGUGGGCAGCAUUUUUGAGCUGACAGAAGCCUGUGAUUGGUGGAGCUUUGGGGCAUUGCUCUAUGAGUUAUUGAUUGGAAUGUCGUUAUCCCAGAAUCAUCCCUCAGGGAUUCAUCCUCACACCCAGCUGCACCUUCCAGACAGGCUUAGCCAGGCUGCAUCAUCCCUGCUGUCAGAGCUGCUACAGUAUGAUCCCAAGCAACGUUUGGGUUCUGGAGGAGAUGGAGUGAAAAGGAUCAAGUCUCACCCGUUCUUCAGUACCAUCCAGUGGCACAAGCUGGCUUCAAACUAAGAACAGCGCAAGAGAUACAGCCAGAGUGCAAUACCUGACAACCUACCUACAUCCCUGCCAGGGGGUGACCAAAGCCCUUCCAGAAGUACCUUUGUCCGUGUAAGAGGUUUCCUGGGCCUUGUGAUCCUAUGUGGUGCUAGCAGUGCUGUUGCUCAGGGGGAAAUCCACAGAGCUGGGCGAGGGCCCAGGCUUUCAGGCUCGAGGUGCUCCAAUUCCACCCAUUAGCUGCUCCUAGAAUCCUAGCCGUAAUUGAGCUUUAUGAGGAUCCGAUAAGCUGUUGUAUAACUUCAAUUCUCAUCAUCCCCAACCACAACAAAUUGUGGCUCAACAGCUGUAGUUCAACAGCUGGAGGACCAGGUUUGUCCAUCCCUGCUCUAAGGCAUGAAACAUGCAAGACCAAUUAUAGGGUCCCUUGUUGGUGUUCCUACAGAUAGAGGGACUCAUGACUAGCAUAAUCUUCUAUAAGAUGGAAGGAUGGGGCAAUUUUCACAUCCCUCCCCUCCCUCCAGAAGUCUUGUCCACUUCUAUAAAUAUGCUCCUGAAGGUUGGUCAGCCCUCAAACAUAUUUAUACAAGCAAAAAGGGCUUUUGGAGGGAGGGGAGAGAUGUGAAAAUCACUCCUGCAAUCCCCUCCAUGCCCAGUCUGCUACAGAAAGCAGCCCUCAGGGCAGGGACACUUGGGUUGCUCUGGAUGUCAGUCAGGGUCUAAUCUCCUCAGGGAGGAGAGCUGGUCUUGUGGUAGCUAGCAUGACUUGUCCCCUUUGCUAAGCAGGGUCCACCCUGGUUGCAUAUGAAUGGGAGACUAGAAGUGUGAGCACUGCAAGUUAUUCCCCUUGGGAUGGAAGCACUCUGGGAAGAGCAUCUAGGUUCCAAGUUCCCUCCCUGAAUUCUCCAAGAUAGGGCUGAGAAAGAUUCCUGCUUGAAACCUUGGAGAAGCUGCUACCAGUCUGUGUAGACAAUACUGAGCUAGAUAGACCAAUGGUCUGACCCGGUAUAUGGCAGCUUCCUAUGUACUUGUUUACUCCCUUGGCUCUUCAACUUACUUUCCCACAGAUUCAGUCUCUACUACUUCUCCAUGAAUGACCUUAGAACAGGCCCACUCAAUUUAGACCCCCCCCAGCUGUUUUUUAAUUACAGCACCCAUAAUCCCCAGUCACAGUAGCCAACAGCCAGGGAUUAUGGAAAUUGUAGGCCAGCAUCUGCAGAAGGGUGGGAGUUGAGUAGCCGAAGGCUUAUCUAGUCCAGUAUCCUGUUUCCUACAGUGGCCCACCAGAUGCCUCUGAGAAGCCCACAGGCAUGAGAUGAGGGUACACUUCCCUCUCUCUCCUGCUUUUGCUCCCCUGCAACUGAUAUUCAGAGGCAUCUUGCCUCUGAGGCUGGAGGAGGUGGCCUAUAGCCACCAGACCUGAAGCCACUGAUGGACCUGUCCUCCAUGAAUUUGUCCAAGCCCCUUUUAAAGCCAUCCAAGCUAGUGGCAAUCACUUCACCCUGUGGCAGAGAAUUCUGUGGAUUAUGUACUGUGUGAAAAAGUACUUCCUUUUGUGGGUCCUAAAUUUCCCAGCCUUCAAGUUUCAUGGCAUGACCCCUGGAUCUAGUAUUGUGAGAGAGGGAGAAAAAUUUCUGUCCACUCUCUACUUCAUGCAUAUAUUUAUACACCUAUGACUGUCUGCAGUCACCUCUUUUCCAAACUAAAGAGCCCCAGAUGCUGUAGCCUUGGCUCAUAAAGAAGGUUCUUCAGGCCCCUGAUCAUCGUGGUGGCCGCCUUCUGCAGCUUUUCUAGACCAGAACUGUACACAGUACUCCAAAUGUGGCCACACCAUAGACUUGUAUAAGGCAAUCGUUAACUUUUUAAUUUUCAAUCCCCUUCCUAAUGAUCCCUAGCAUGGAACUGGCCUUUUUCACAGCUGCCGCACACUGAGUCAACACUUUCAACAAGCUGCUGUACAAUGUUGACCUGUCCCAGCUUAUUAGUGCAUUUCUGCUGAAGUACCACUAGGUGGAAUUCUGAAGUAUUUUGCCACUUGCAUGAGCAACAUCCAAGUUUGGCUUCUGCAGAAUUGAGAUGAGCUAUUACUCAAGAGGUGAGCAAAAGGCUCUUCUUGUGACCUCUCUGUGGAUCUUCCGUAUUUUGUGUCUGAACAUUUAAAAAUCAAUAAAAGAAUCACAGCACCA
This is a messenger RNA of Hemicordylus capensis (graceful crag lizard), 4522 nucleotides long. It is a transcript of the gene RPS6KL1, whose product is annotated as ribosomal protein S6 kinase like 1. Lineage: Eukaryota; Metazoa; Chordata; Lepidosauria; Squamata; Cordylidae. The coding region runs from base 363 to 2351 and encodes 662 amino acids. Gene Ontology annotation, biological process: protein phosphorylation. The transcript has 11 exons. Gene Ontology annotation, molecular function: protein kinase activity; ATP binding. The record is from RefSeq and is a predicted model, not a curated record.